AUGGCUAGGGGUAGAAAACUUGUGAGAAACCUCAGAAUCCGUGUUGCUAAUGCUCGGGCAUCCCAACACCCACGAGACUCUUAUGCACCCUUGCCUUCAUUGAGUUCUCAACCCAAUGUAUCUGCAUCUGCUCCAGCUACUCCCCCAGAUUCUGCUCCUAUAUCUCCCACUCAAACCCAUGAGUUCAUUGGUCUCAGAAUAUCAUCACAAUCUCCAACUCCGAAGAUGAAGAAGUCGGAGAUGAACGGGAAAGAGUUGAGAGAUAGCCUGGAUCUCCAAAUGCAGGAGGAGAUUGAUUUUUUGGAGCAGAUGAAGGAAGCCGAAAGACCUGAACCCAAAGAGACAGUGUUCUUGAACUUGAUGAAAAAGCACACGGUUACAGACUGGAGGGUAGCCGAGUCCAGCAGGUCACUUAGAUACAAUGGGCAGUCAAAGAGAAAGAAACAGUAUGAUGCAAAAAAAGCUAGGGAUCGUGACACAGCAGAUGAAAAAAUUCCUAGAUCAUCUGCAGCUUUCUUUCGAGCCCAUUUUCUGCCCUCCAACUCCACAAAGCCUACACCUGCACCCAAUAUUGAUGUGGAUGACGCUGUCGAUGAUGAGAACUGCUGUUAG
Molecule: messenger RNA, 612 nt
Organism: Serpula lacrymans var. lacrymans S7.9
Lineage: Eukaryota; Fungi; Basidiomycota; Agaricomycetes; Boletales; Serpulaceae
Exons: 3
Coding region: 1-612 (203 amino acids)
Source: RefSeq, a predicted model, not a curated record